AGCCCACCCCUCCUCUCUCAGAGCCAACGCAGCCCGCAAGAGAUAUGGUGCCGCCGCGAUGGUGACCCUCCAAGUAUGGUGGCAACACAGGAGUUAUGGUGUCGCCCCGUGAAGUAUGGUGCCAGCGGGGGGCAGGAUGGUGUUGGCACAGCUCAUGGUCAUGAACCACUUUCUUGUCAGUCUGUCUAGCACGUCCAGCGAGGCAGCCAGCUUCGAGAGUGCCAAGAUGUCGCCUGCGGAAACUUCGUGCACUGAAGGCUGUGCCCUGUGUUCUCCUGUGAACGGGUGUCUGUCGUGCAACCCUUCCUUCGCCCUUCUGCUGCGUCGCCAAGGACCACGCCAAACGGCCUCCUGCAGUAGGAUCUGCCCCAGAGGAUUCUACAGAGUCAGUGUGGAUGUUUAUGCUUUCUGUAGGAAAUGCACAAUCAUUGGCUGUGUCUCCUGCAAUAGCGCCGAUCUCUGCACAGCUUGCGACCGAGGCUAUGACAAUGCCUCUGGCUCGUGUGUCUAUCGAGGUGAAGAGACCACGAUCGACCCCGAGACGUCCACUCUGCAACUACUUCAACAAGACCUCAGCCACGCCGUUUCGAGGACCUUUACCAGUACCCCCGUUGCAACCAGUACAAGUACCAGUGCUAACAGUCCAUUACAGAUACCAAAUACUCUUUUCAGUGAACCGUUAACAAAUCCGCCGAUGUAUGAGACGAGAUAUCACUCAGUUGCAGAAAUAGCAAUGUCACAAACAGAUGGGGUUUCUGCAACAUGGGGGGCAACAAGCACACCUACAAUCAUUGCAAACGAGUUUACUGAUGUUGCGACAGAUGCCUCGAUAAGAGGAGGAGGAGGAGGAGGAAGAGGAGAGGUAGAAGAAGAAGAAGAGGAAAAAGAAAAAGAAGAAGAAGAAGAAAAAGAAGAAGAAGAAGAAAAAAUAAGAGUAGGAGAUGGAGGAGAAGUAGAAGGAGGUGAAGAAGGCGAAGAGGAAGGAAAAAGAGGAGAAGAUGGAGGAAGAGGAGGAGGAAGAGAAGAAGUAGGAAUAAGAGGAGGAGGAAUAAGAGGAGGAAGAGGGUCGUCCGAGAGAACCACGAGUGCAACAACAAGUACAAAUCCCAACGUGCCUGGCGUCGUCAGCGAAGAAACGACCACGGAGGCAAAUCCCUCUCAAUCCAGCCAAAAAACCACCCUGCGAUUCCCAACCACGCCUGAGAACGACUCCAGCGACCACUCGGGCAGCGACGACUCUCCCACGACGGAGGGGACGCCGACGACGACGCUGACGACGACGACCACGACCACGACGAAGAUGGCGGACGCGAAUCGGGCCGAAAAACCGUGCCGGAGAAAAUGGCGCCUCUGGAGGGAGAGAUACCGGAGGCUUUUCUGCAGAGUGGCGGAGAAGCGGAGGAAAACACCCAGGCACUGCAAGCACCGCAGAAAAAUGUGCCAGCGACUGCGACACAGCAGAGACAAGCACAAAGCCAGCGCUCGAGGCCAGAAGAAGGCCCUCGAGAAGCAGCAGGCCACUUGCGGGAGUCUCAGGACGGACGCGCCGCUCGCUGCCACGGCGGCCGCGGCGCUCGGGUGCUGGGGCGUCGCGGCGGCGCUCGGCUCGCGCUGGCUGUAGGGGCGCCGGCGGGCUCUAGGGGCGCCGGCGGGCUCGAAGGGGCUCGCGCUGGCCCUGGCCGUUAAUGAUUUUAUUUAUUACCAUA
This is a messenger RNA of Penaeus indicus, 1706 nucleotides long. RefSeq lists its product as uncharacterized. The record is from RefSeq and is a predicted model, not a curated record. The transcript has 4 exons. Bases 116 to 1621 code for a protein of 501 amino acids. Lineage: Eukaryota; Metazoa; Arthropoda; Malacostraca; Decapoda; Penaeidae.